This is a messenger RNA of Perca fluviatilis (European perch), 5406 nucleotides long. RefSeq names its product homeobox B3a (gene hoxb3a). Lineage: Eukaryota; Metazoa; Chordata; Actinopteri; Perciformes; Percidae. The transcript is spliced from 4 exons. Gene Ontology annotation, molecular function: DNA-binding transcription factor activity, RNA polymerase II-specific; RNA polymerase II cis-regulatory region sequence-specific DNA binding. The coding region runs from base 916 to 2379 and encodes 487 amino acids. Gene Ontology annotation, biological process: regulation of transcription by RNA polymerase II. The record is from RefSeq and is a predicted model, not a curated record. Gene Ontology annotation, cellular component: nucleus.
GCUGCUGCACUCCGCUCCGGCCCGAACAGCCGCCUCUCCUCCCUCGCUCUGCCCGGGGCUCGCGAGGCGCCGCGCGGAGCCGGGCAACCGCCGAGGAAAUGAACGCCCCGGCUCUAAUUAAACGGACUAGUUAAUGAGAAUACUAGUUGCGACUGAGGAAACCGGCACGAGGAGACGUUGUCAACAACCCGCCCCUCCCUCCCCCCCCCUCCUUCUCCUGCUCUUCCUACUCUGCCAUGGCUCCGCGCUCCGUCUGGUCUCGUGCUGCUGUCUACGCUAAAUCGGCGGACCGAGAUACGGACAGUUCCGCUGUGAUGAGGUGAAGACGGGGCGAGCCGCGAGAUCAAAACUGGGGGGCCAUCCCAGAGAUGAUCGUAUCAUGUGUUUUUCUAAUUGUAAUUAGCCAUUUUAUUUAUUUAAUUCCUCACUUGUCACCGCGAGGAUGAUGAUGUUGAUGAUGAUCGGGGCGGUGAUGAAGAUGACGGCGGUGUUUUGGCGACUGGGUGACAACGGGGGACCCCCCCCCCCUCUCCAGUUCCUCGUCCUCCUCAUCCUCACUUCCUUGCGCUGCCACCCCUCCAUCCAAUUAGGCUAUCAUCCAUCCAUCCAUCCGGUCUACACACGGUAGGACUGUCUCGUGCCUUUCCGGGGGUGUCUGGCUGCCUGCACGCGGGACGCCGAAGUGAGCUGCAGGUGUGAGGGUCUCGUGACGGAUUGUCAACAAACGUUCUUAGGAGCUUUCUGGAAGCCGUUUCCUUUCAUCACAACACCAGACAAUAAGAAGAAAUCUUUCGGUCAGAUUGCAGCGGACCACUGGAGAGACACCGUCACGUGACCCCCGGUACCAAAUGGUCUUCCGGCAGUGGCUCUCAACAAGGACCGGAGCACAAGAAGACGCCGCCACUUCUCUCAGAAAUGCAGAAGACAACAUACUACGACAACUCCUCUGCGCUUUUUGGUGGCUACUCGUCCUACCAGGUGCAGGGGGCGGCAGCGGCAGCAGCAGCUGCCAACGGCUUUGGGGGCUACGAUGCACCGGUCCCAGUGUCCCACCAUCAGCCGGCCUUCCAGUCAGCGACCCAUCUGGAUGUGGAUUCGUACCAGCGCUCGGCCUGCUCUUUACAGUCACUGGGCAGUAACAGUGGCCACCAGCAGCAGCAGCAGCAGCUAGCCAAGACCAAGGAGCUGAAUGGCAGCUGCAUGCGGCCCAGUCUGCCGCCUGAGCACCACCCCGGCUCCCAGGUGUCCCCCCCACUGCCCCCCAACCCCAGCAACGGCAAUACUGGGGCUCAGCAGCCGGGGGGCAGUGCUGGGGCCUCCUCGGCCUCUAAAUCAGGCCCCAAUAAGUUGUCUAAUUCUUCCUCCUCCACAUCGUCCUCCACAUCGUCCUCCUCCUCCUCACUGCCCCCCAACCCGACGAUGGCCAAGCAGAUCUUUCCCUGGAUGAAAGAGUGUCGACAGGCGACCAAGCAGAAAAACUGUUCCCCCAGCAACAACUCUGGCAACGCGUCAGGAGGAGCUGAGAGUGGCAGCAGCGGGGAGAAGAGUCCUACGGGCGGGUCGUCAGCGUCAUCCAAGCGGGCUCGUACGGCGUACACCAGCGCCCAGCUGGUCGAGCUGGAGAAGGAGUUCCACUUCAACAGGUACCUGUGCCGGCCGCGGCGCGUGGAGAUGGCCAACCUGCUCAACCUGUCCGAACGCCAGAUCAAGAUCUGGUUCCAGAACCGACGCAUGAAAUACAAGAAGGACCAGAAGUCCAAGGGCCUGAGCUCCAGUUCUGGAGGGCCCUCACCGACCGGCUCCCCACCCCUGACCAUGCAGUCCUCCGCCAGCUUCCUCAACUCAAUGCACCCCAUGGGAGGGGGAGGUGGGGGAGGUGGAGGAGGCUACGACGUCCCCUCUCCGCCAUCCUUUGGCAAGCCCCACCAGGGAGUGUCUUACUCCAUGUCCACUGCCUACUCCAAUGUCCCCAUGAAGGGCUGCCCCCCCCAACAGAAGUAUGGCGCCCCAGACCAGGACUACGGCGACCCCCAUCCUCACCACGGCCUCGUGCAGGCCAACAACGCUGGCUACGGGACUCCCACCAGUAUGCAGGCCAGUCCAGUCUACGUGGGGGGUGGCAGCUAUGUGGAACCCAUGCCUGGCUCGGGGCCCUCCAUGUACGGGCUAAACCACCUCGGCCCCACGCCAACCCACCAUCAAACCAUGGACUACAAUGGCGCGGGGCCUAUGUCGGCCACCAACCAGCACCACGUGGGCGGAGGGGGCCCCCCGGGUCCCUGUGACCCGCCCACCCACCCGACGUACACCGAGCUGUCGGCGCACCACACCUCGACUCAGGGCAGAAUCCAGGAAGCACCCAAGCUCACUCACCUGUAGCAGGUUUGGAACAAAAUGACAACGUAGGAAAUAGCGAAGACGACACAGAACAUGUAAGACGACGCGACUCACUAACAGACUAACUAACACGUGGGGACUCUACUGCUGCAACGGGACGGCAGGAGAGACCAAAGGAGACAGACAGGAGCCAUCCAGUCGUUUGUCCCGUGCUCUAAAGCCACAAAGGGGAGCAAUCAGCGUUUGGUGUUGCCCAACCCACCCCUGUUUCACUGCCUUCUGAUUAGGGCUAGAGCUUUUACUGUUACCUUUAAAGUGCAGGUAAUUUAAUUUAAAAAUGACAAAGGUUGUGCCGAUUAUCAAGUAGCAGCGACGAACCAUUCAUGUUGCCAAAAGAGACAAUUAAAGGCACAUCUCUGCUAAGUAGUGAAAUCAAUGGUAGUUGCAAAAACAUUUCCAAGGAUUUUUUUUAAGCCGGGACCAAACUUACUAACUUACUCUCUGCUACUGAAACCUUACAUCAUACAGGAAAUGAGGAAACCAAACUUUUAAACCAUUUAACAAUGCAUUAUCAUUUAGUUUUGACAAAAAAUUGUUAAUUUAACUUACACAUUCAAAAGUGCUUAAUGUUUUCUUAUACAUUAUCAGUGAUUGAGUUUUCAUUUUAGAACUCUUGGUUUCUUUUACCCAUGUUUACACAUUUAACAUCGACCUUUUUAGAGCAAUUUACACUCUUAAGAGUCCCAGGCCAGUGAAGCAUAUUGUAAGCGUGGGAGAAGAAGUGUCCAGUCAAUUGUCUCCCAUGUCCCCCCGGGGACAAUAAAUGUCAGGAAGCUCAUCUUGUGGCACUGGUGCAGAGAAAUAUCGGCAGCUGUAUGGCAUAACAGGAUCUAUGGUGAGAGCGCCAUUGUUUAGUCAGUAUUCAUUAGACUGGUAAUCUACUUCACGGUCAAUCAGAAAACUGCAAUACAGACGACUGUACUCAAACAGAGCAGAAGUCAGUUUUUCAUUAAAAAUAUUUCUCAGAAUGCCCCCCAAAAAACCCCUAAUAUGAAAGAACAAUCUAUAGGUUACUCAGCAAAAUAAUUUCAAAACAAUUUUUGCGUGGGCGGAGCACAUUGCAGCAGUAGCUCAGCUAGCAUGGCGUUAGAGCUAGUACGGGGUGUAAAAUUGUACUUUGAUAAUAAAAUAUUCCCCCUUAAGACACACAUAUACAAACAGCUCUCCCGCCCGCUAAAUGAAAUCGUCGAGAUUUGAAUGGGCAGUUAACGAGGUGGUUAGAUUUAUGACGCUGAGCUCUCUCCCCCUCUAGGCAACACAUGUUGUUGUCAGCCGAGCUGAGCUAUGUGGAGGCCUCUGCCUCUCCAUCAGCAGGAGAGAGAGAGAGAGAGAGAGAGAGAGAACACAAAUAUAUGACUCGAGCUGGCAGUACUCGUCUGUCCUCUGUUCCUCCUCUGUUCCACGAAGCACAUAAAAACCACUGGAUGCUCUCCCCUUGAGCUGUCUCUCUUUGCCUCCUGCCGUACCCGUCUCUGUCGGUCCAGACUGAAUCACUACUAACCCUCCGUCUCUUGUCUGUGGCAGCAGCACAUGGCUUCUGAAGGAGGCAAAAAUCCCCACAAUCCGCCACAGACCGCACCCCCCCCCUCUCUCACACACACACACACACACAUACACAUCCAUCACCCAACUCACCACCCCUCCCAUCAAUCUAACAGGGUUUAAGAAGCUACAAGCUCAAAGGCUAAACUAGCUCCCAUAGACACGCAUCUGUGCUAAGCUACGCUAGUUCAUCACAGCCUCCACACACACACACACACACACACACACACACACUCACUCACACAGCAAUGCUAAGCUAGCUUCCUUUCGUUGACAUAUCCACAGCCAGGUUACGCCAGCUGUUGACAUCUUUAAACAAACACAAUGAGAGGACAUGGAAGAGACAUUUUAAUGUUCUUAUUUUUAGCACAUCAUCGACACAGGGUAAAUAAUAAGAGUGAAGAACACAAUUUAUUUAUGUUUGGGUAAGUUAUUACCCUCCUCUCUCUCUCUCUCUCUCUCUCUCUCUCUCUCGCUCUCUCUCUCUCUCUAUCACUUUGGAAGGGUUCACUUGCAUUAGCGGACACCAAUGCGAAGAAGUCCACAUUUUAUAUUGUUUUCUUUUGUUCUCACAUAUCUUGACUUUUAACGUGGAUACAGGGUAUAUAUUUGAACAAAAAUGCAUGUCCCAGAAAUCAGAGAGGAUGUGUAUCACACAUUUUUAAAACAACUAGGUUGAUUUGUUUAAACGGUCAGUGAGUGGAGUUUUGGGACAUCACACACGUCAGGCUGUUUCAGCCUGCAGUGUUCAAGCUGUGUGGAGUUGACCCCCCCCCCCACUACUCUCUCUCUGCCGUUCUGGAAAUCAACCUUUGGUAAUAGUUUUUUUAAAAGUGCAGAUUUACACAAACGCUUUCCACAUCUGGGCAUCAUUGUUGCACUUAGAGUUUACAUUUUGAUGGUUAAAAGGAAAAAAAUAAUAAUGAUAAAAUCUUAUUUUGAAGACGGUAGGCCCUCCAAUCAAAGCGUCUUUCGCCAAUGUGUGUUCAAGUGAACAUUCAUAUAUAAAUAUUUAUUUGUUAUAGCCAGUUUAAAAAGACUUUCUGUUUUGUAUUAUUAUUAUUAUUAUUUAUCCUUCAUGUAUUUAUAUCGAGAAAAAAUACUGUACUUUUUUAGUAUUUACCUGUUAUGAAAGAAAAAAAAAACAUUGUGUUUCUUCUUGUCCCUUGUACUGAAGUUACAUUUUUUAGUUCUUGUAUUUUAGAAGAAAAUAAGUAGUUUUUAUGUUCCUAUAAUGACCCUUGUACAUACAUGUCUUGGCUUGUACAGGGAAAAAGGCAUGGGUGGGGAUUGGUGACCCAUCCGUGCAUAGUCUGAAAAUUUAGACAAACUAUUAGCUGGAAAAAAAGAACGAGUCUUUUUGGAGAAAAACAACUUCUUUCUUUGUCCUUUGUAGCUCCUUUUUCUUUCCUUGUUGAGAGAGUUGUCUGUUGAACAAUUCUUUAAUAAAAUGUUAUGUUAUUCAGA